Molecule: messenger RNA, 1705 nt
Organism: Dicentrarchus labrax (European seabass)
Lineage: Eukaryota; Metazoa; Chordata; Actinopteri; Moronidae
Gene: tmprss3a
Product: transmembrane serine protease 3a
Exons: 14
Coding region: 38-1606 (522 amino acids)
Biological process (GO): proteolysis
Cellular component (GO): membrane
Molecular function (GO): protein binding; serine-type endopeptidase activity
Source: RefSeq, a predicted model, not a curated record
CUUAGAUAAAGUUCAGCUGAGUGUGGACGAUGGCACGAUGACGGAGAACUUCGUGGAGAUCAAUACUGCUGCUGCUGACACAGCAACUCCCCCGACAGAACUUAAGGUGCCCGAGCAACCUGACCCCUCCAAGAUAGAGGUGGUAUCAGUGACGGAGGAAGACCUCCCCACUGUCGAGACCCCCAACACACUGAACGUCAGCCCCCUGGGCAGCUUUGCUACCGAUCCGCCGUCGGAGAACGAUUCUGCCAAACCUCCGGCCGCCCCCAGCCCCAUGAUGCCAGUCACCAAGGUGCAGCCGUUCUUCCACGAGGACGACCUGGAGAAAAGCUGGAAGACCACACUGCUGGCCCACCGCCUCGAGCUGCUGAUCGCCUCCUGCGUCGUCGUGGCGGUCACUCUCGUUCUCGGCAUCGGCCUCGGAGUGGGUCUGAGCUGUGCGGGGAAGUUUCGUUGUGGUUCAUCGUCUAAAUGCAUCAGCACCUCGGCUCAGUGCGACGGACAGCCGCACUGUGACCACGGAGAGGACGAACUCGGCUGCGUGCGUCUGAGUGGGCGGAGCUCCGUCCUGCAGGUCCAGAAAGGAGGAGUUUGGAGGACCGUCUGCUCAGAGGGUUGGAACAACUGGUUGGGGGUCUCUGCCUGCAAACAGCUGGGAUACUCCAGGUACGUGGAGUCGUUCUUCGUCUCUCUGACCUCCAUUGAUCAAGACUUUCAGCACAACCUGGUGUCCAUUGACCUGAACCGGUCGCAGGUCAUUAAGCUCCAGGACGCCGCGACCUUCAGUAAGACUCAGUGCAGCUCAGGGAAGGUGACCACUCUGAAAUGUCUGGAGUGCGGCUCCAGGCCUCAGUACACUCAGAGCACUCGUAUCGUCGGCGGGAACAUCUCCAAGCCGGGUCAGUUCCCGUGGCAGGUCAGCCUCCACUUCAGCAGCGAACACCUGUGCGGCGGCUCCAUCGUGACGUCACGCUGGAUCCUGACGGCGGCGCACUGCGUGUACGGGUUUGCGGACCCCUCCAUGUGGACGGUCCACGUGGGGCUGACGGAGCAGCAGGUCCACGGGGCUCAGUCUCUGGCUGUGGAGCAGAUCAUAUACCACGCUCGCUACCGGCCCAAAGGACUCGACUACGACAUCGCACUCAUGAAACUGGCCAGUUCACUCAAUUUCAAUGGCUUCGUGGAGCCCAUCUGUCUGCCCAACCACGGGGAGGAGUUUGAGGCAGGGACCAUGUGCUGGAUCUCCGGGUGGGGAGCGACGGAAAGCGAAGGUGAAACCAGUCUGGCUCUGCGCUCUGCCACGGUGCCGCUGCUCUCCACCAAGACCUGCAACCAGCCGGAGGUUUACCAGGGCCUCAUCUCGUCCUGGAUGAUCUGUGCAGGAUACCUGGAGGGAGGAACCGAUUCCUGUCAGGGGGACAGUGGAGGUCCUCUGGCCUGUGAGGACUCGUCCGUGUGGAAGCUGGUUGGAGCAACCAGCUGGGGGAUCGGCUGCGCCAUGAAGAACAAGCCGGGCGUUUACACUCGCAUCACACAGUCGCUCAGCUGGAUCCGCCAACAGAUGGAGAGGGAAGAGGCUCUCAGUUCUCCAACUUCAGACAACUGAACCGCUUCGUUGCUUCUCACAGGACUCUGUUUGGAUGUUUCCACAAACACAAAAAAAACCACAACAACCAGAAACGACGGACACUUUGAUCCACAACAA